CAGGUGCACGGUUCCUGGGUCUCCUCUCCGGAGCCUGGCAGAGUUCGCCCCUGCCCAGUCCAGUGACCUUUGCCUGUCUGAGCCCUGGUUAAUUUUUGCCCAGUUUGAGGGCUGUGGGCUCCUCCCCUCUGGGAUAUAAGCCUGGCCCCAGGGUGCCCUGUUCUGCCCGAGCCUCCCGAACUCCCACCCUCACCAUGGCCAAGGGCUUCUACAUUUCCAAGGCCCUGGGCAUCCUGGGCAUCGUCCUGGGUGUGGCGGCCGCCUGCACCAUCAUCCCCACCGUGACCACCUUGUCCACCACCACCUUGGACCAGAGCAAGCCCACCGUGACCUCCUUGUCCACCACCACCUUGCCCACCACCUCCAUGGACCAGAGCAAGCCGUGGAACCGGUAUCGCCUCCCCAGGUCGCUGGUACCCGACUCCUACCAGGUGACGCUGAGGCCCUACCUCACCACCAAUCAGCACGGCCUGUACAUCUUCGAGGGCUCCAGCACCGUCCGCUUCACGUGCCAGGAGCCCACCGACGUCAUCAUCAUCCACAGCAAGAAGCUCAACUACACCGACAUCCAGGGGCACCGGGUGACCCUGCAGGCCGUGGGGGGCGCCAAGGCCCCCGAAAUCGACAGGACCGAGCUGGUGGAGGUCACCGAGUACCUGGUGGUGCACCUGAAGGGCCAGCUGGAGAGGGGCGUCAUGUACGAGAUGAACAGCAAGUUCCAGGGCGAGCUGGCUGACGACCUGGCGGGCUUCUACCGCAGCGAGUACAUGGACGGUAACGACAAAAAGGUGCUGGCCACGACCCAGAUGCAGUCUGCUGAUGCCCGGAAGUCCUUCCCCUGCUUUGAUGAGCCCGCCAUGAAGGCCAGGUUCAACAUCACCCUCAUCCACCCCCACAACCUCACGGCCCUGUCCAACAUGCUGCCCAAAGGUCCCAGCACCCCAUUUCCGGACGACCCCACGUGGCACGUCACCGAGUUCCACACCACACCGGUCAUGUCUACGUACCUGCUGGCCUACAUCGUCAGCGAGUUCACGUAUGUGAACAUGACGGAGGCCAUGUCGACCAAUCAAAACGUCCUGAUCCGGAUCUGGGCUCGCCCCAGCGCAACCACAGCGGGCCACGGCCAGUAUGCCCUGAACGUGACAGGCCGCAUCCUCAACUUCUUUGCCCAACAUUACAACACAUCCUACCCUCUUGAUAAAUCCGACCAGAUCGGCUUGCCCGACUUCAACGCCGGCGCCAUGGAGAACUGGGGGCUGGUGACCUACCGGGAGAACUCUCUGCUCUUCGACCCCGACUCUUCCUCCAGCAGCAACAAGGAGCGUGUGGUCACCGUGAUUGCGCACGAGCUGGCCCACCAGUGGUUUGGCAACCUGGUGACGGUGGCCUGGUGGAAUGACCUGUGGCUGAACGAGGGCUUCGCCUCCUACGUGGAGUACCUGGGGCGGUACGCCCUGGCCUCCUCCCACCCGCUGUGCACCCCAGCCGAGGAGGUCAACACGCCGGCCCAGAUCAGCGAGAUGUUCGACUCCAUCUCCUACAGCAAGGGAGCCUCUGUGAUCAGGAUGCUCUCCAGCUUCCUGACUGAGGACCUCUUCAAGAAGGGCCUGGCGUCCUAUCUCCAGACCUUUUCCUACAAGAGCACCACUUACCUGGACCUGUGGGAGCACCUGCAGAAGGCUGUGAACCAGCAGACGGCCAUCACGCUGCCUCAGACUGUGAAAAACAUCAUGGACCCCUGGAUCCUGCAGAUGGGCUUCCCUGUCAUCACCCUGAACACCAAGACAGGGAGCAUCUCUCAGAAGCACUUCCUCCUUGACCCUGACUCCGUCGUCACCCGCCCCUCAAACUUCAGCUACCAGUGGAUUGUUCACAUCUCGUCUCUGAAAAAUGGCGUUCCGCAGGCAGACACCUGGCUGGAGGGAGCCACCAAAACUGAGACAAUGUUCAAAACAACAAAUUACCAGGUGAACUACGACCUAGACAACUGGAAGAGGAUUCAGGCUCAGCUGCAGAACGACCUGACGGUCAUCCCGGUCCUCAAUCGGGCGCAAGUCAUCCAUGACGCCUUUGACCUGGCCAGUGCCCGCCAGGUCAGUGUCACCCUGGCGCUGGACAACACCCUCUUCCUGAUCGACGAGAAAGAAUACCUGCCCUGGCAGGCCGCCGUGAGCAGCCUGAGCUACUUCAAGCUCAUGUUCGAGGGCUCCGAGGUCUACGGCUCCAUGCAGAAAUACCUGAAGAAGCAGGUCACGCCCCUCUUCCGUCAUUUUGAAAAUGUCACCAAUAACUGGACGAAGCGCCCCGAAAACCUGAUGGACCAGUACAACGAGGUCAAUGCCAUCAGCACCGCCUGCUCCAGUGGGGUCCCCGAAUGCAAGACACUGGCGUCGGACCUUUUCUCCAAGUGGAUGGCUGACCCCAACAACAAUCCGAUCCACCCCAACCUGCGGUCCACCAUCUACUGCAACGCCAUCGCCCAGGGCGGCGAGGCCGAGUGGGACUUCGCCUGGGAGCAGUUCCGAAAAGCCACCCUGGUAAACGAAGCGGACAAGCUCCGUGCAGCCCUGGCCUGCAGCAAGGAGGUCUGGAUCCUGAACCGGUACCUGGAGUACACCCUGGACCCCAACCUCAUCCGGAAGCAGGACGCCACCUCCACCCUCAGCAGCAUCGCCGGCAACAUCAUCGGGAAAACCCUGGCCUGGGACUUUGUCCAGAUCAACUGGAAGAAGCUCUUCAAUGAUUACGGUGGCGGCUCCUUCUCCUUCUCCAACCUCAUCCAGGCCGUGACGCGACGGUUCUCCACUGAGCACGAGCUGCAGCAGUUGGAGCAGUUCAAGAAGAACAACAUGGACACGGGCUUCGGCUCAGCCACGCGGGCCCUGGAGCAGGCCCUGGAGAAGACCAAAGCCAACAUCAAGUGGGUGAAGGAGAACAAGGAGGUGGUGCACAAGUGGUUCCAAGACCACAGCAACUAGUCCCCGGUCUGCGCAGUCGCCCGGCCCCCCGUGAGGUGCCCACAGGCAUCUGUCCCAGCGGCCCACCCACCGCGGGACCCCCUUUCCGGACCCCGAGGCCCCACGUCCUCCCUCAGGGACUGCAUCCCAGCCCACGUUCCCUCCGCUCUGUCCAUGGAGCCAACCCAGCUCCUGGCGGCCCGACUGUUCAAGCACCUCCCAGCCCCCCCGCCCCUCGUGCCAACCGCACCCCAGGCCUGGCAUGGCCCCUGUCGCCCAGGGCCCUGGGGCUGAUCUCAGGGAGGCCCGGCUCCAGGGCCAGAGCAGCAAAGCCCUACGUGGACUUGGGUCGGCCUUGGGGAGCUGCCUGCGCUCUCUCUCACCUUCCCAUGAGGACCCUGAACCUGGAGACUCCACCGGACACCAGAUCUGUAUAUUUUUUUUCUAAGAGAAAAUAUAGAUAAAGGAUUUCUAGAGGAG
Myotis davidii is the source of this 3440-nucleotide messenger RNA. It is a transcript of the gene ANPEP, whose product is annotated as alanyl aminopeptidase, membrane. Gene Ontology annotation, molecular function: zinc ion binding; metalloaminopeptidase activity; peptide binding. Gene Ontology annotation, biological process: peptide catabolic process; proteolysis. The record is from RefSeq and is a predicted model, not a curated record. Lineage: Eukaryota; Metazoa; Chordata; Mammalia; Chiroptera; Vespertilionidae. Gene Ontology annotation, cellular component: cytoplasm.